This is a messenger RNA of Pocillopora verrucosa, 1914 nucleotides long. RefSeq lists its product as uncharacterized. Gene Ontology annotation, molecular function: calcium ion binding. Lineage: Eukaryota; Metazoa; Cnidaria; Anthozoa; Scleractinia; Pocilloporidae. The record is from RefSeq and is a predicted model, not a curated record.
UGCUCGGGUACAGAGAGCGACUGGACGAGAAAUUUGUCUUCAUUCUUGCUCAUUACCAUUUAUCCUCUACUUAAGCGAAGAUUCAAAAGACGUCUUUCUUGUCUUAUAUUCAAGGAUACCGUAAUUUAUUUUUGCAACAGUACUGUCGCAGACAGGUGCAAUUUGGAAACAACUUCAUAAAUUAACAAUGUGAUGGGUUUAAAAAUAUGUAUAUGUUCAGUAACUGCAUUAAUUACCUAAUCAGUGAAGGCACUGACGGUGACUUUCCGCAAACAUUGAAGUCCAAGCAUUUUAGUCAGUGGCGGCCUUGAAAUAUAUGGAAUUGUAUCCAUCCUUGGGUCUUAAACCCUGGCUCAAGGUAAUGAUAAAAAGAAGGCUUCAAGGAAAGUAAGAAAGAGAGAGAAAAUUAGAUGAACUUCGGCUACUUUUCAUCAUGCAGUGGAACACUUUUGCUACUUGUCAGAAUAAAAUCAAAUUUUUGGCAGGAUUGUGGUUUCUCAGCUUCCCUUAUCUUGUUUUUACGGAAGACUGCUGCAGGAUUCUGCUUUUCAGAGAAAUUUAUCCUGACAGUGCGUUCAACAAAAGCAUCAUAAACAAUCUCACAGUAGACGGAGAAGAUCAGUGUCAACUGAGUUGUUAUUUGCAGACUGGCUGUAAAUCCUACAACCUCGGUCCAGUCUCUGAACAAGGCAAACGUGUAUGCGAACUUAGCAGCUCGCAUUAUGAAUCUCAAGUGAGCCAUCUUGAGUCUCGCCCUGGUUUCAUUUACCGUCCUUCUGAUAAUUUAUGCAAGCCUCCAUGCCCAGAGAACAAAAACUGUUGUCCUAAUGACGUAGGAUUCUCGUGCGUUUGUUCUGAUCCUGGAUUUCGAGGAGAAAGGUGUGAUGAAGAUGUAGAUGAAUGCUCGCUGGGAACUCACAAUUGUGACGGGAAUUCCAUGUGCCAAAACACGGUUGGCAGUUUCAUAUGCACGUGUAGUUCGGACCAAGUCCCGGAUGGAGACAAGUGUGCAGGCUUUCCUUUCCACUGGGCCCUAGAUGGCACGGACAGCCUACUAACUUUGCGAGGAAGUGCCGGUUUUGUGGAGCAAAAUAACAGAUUGGUUCUUUACUUGGAUGGUACUGGAGCAAACUUUGCAGAGACACCGGCUAUUCCUCUCCGCCAAACAGACCUGACUAUUUCAGUGUGGAUCAAACUGGUAUCGCCCCUUUCUCAGGACUCAGUACAAACUAUAUACGGUGAUUGGUCCUUUCCAUGGCAGUUCAGGUUCUUUAUGAUGGACAGUGGUUGUCCUCAUUUUCAAGCCAGGCGAGACGUUGACGGAAUCGACGAUGUAUUUGCUCUUGGAGUUACCGAACACCAUCGUGUUUCUCCAGACGUGUGGAGUCACGUAGCUGUAACCUGGAGUCGCGUGCACCGCUUAGUGAGGAUAUUCAUAAACGGACAGAUGAAGGCUUUUCACGUUGCUGAUAGCAAUUCACUUCUUGACUUCAAAAAUUCAGGGCAUAAUGUUUACGACAUUGGUCUGAAAAGGGACAAUUCUGCGAUAACUCACGCUUACCUCAGCGAUCUCAUUGUCUUCAACCGUGACCUGUCCGAGAUUGAAAUCAGAAAUGACCUGUUUCAAUCAAAUCCCCUGCAUGGUUACAUCUCUUCUGUCUCGCCCGGGAACAACCUGUAAUAAAGUGGUCGAGAGAAGUAGGCUCUUUCUAUUUGUGUCAAAAACCCGAUAUACCCAGUGCGAAAACCUGAUAUAUCCAGCGCAAAUUUUUCUGAAAAAGGAAUACCUGCUCUCUCCUUUUUACGAGAAUUAUCCGUAGUAGCCUCGUUUCAGUGUCAACUUGGUGGGCAUUUGUAUAACGUGGCAGUUUUGAUGUAAUACCAAGUGGCAGAUAUUAAUCAAGACUUGGUUUC